Molecule: messenger RNA, 1085 nt
Organism: Racocetra fulgida
Lineage: Eukaryota; Fungi; Glomeromycota; Glomeromycetes; Diversisporales; Gigasporaceae
Source: the annotation of a GenBank genome assembly
AUGCUCCAAAGGUAGUCCUCCUUACCAGAGAAAACUUUAUAAAGAUUUUAAGAGAUAUCGAACAGAAUGAAAAGGAAAUUACAAUAGAUGACGAUGAGGAACCUGGUAAUUCAUUAACAGAAAUAGGCAUUCAAGAAAGUGCACAAAAUUCUAGCUUCGAUGUUGAGGAAGAUAGUACUUUACAGAUAAAUACUCAAAUCUAUAAUGAUUCUGGCGAUCUCAUAUCCAUACCUUCAAGACUCAAAGAAAAAAAAGUAUACAUUAAAAUUCGAAAUUCAUUUAAUAUCAGUUAUAAUGCAGAAAUAUUAGCACUCGAGAAAAAAAUUAAGGAUUUAAAAAAUUUAAAAAAUUAUGAAGAAUUACAAAAUAAGUUUAAAAGAUUAAUUGAUGAAAAUAAAAAAUUAAAACAUAAAAAAUUUAAAAUUUCUAACGAGAAUGAGAUACUUAAGAAAAUAUUUAAUCAACAUAUAACGAAAUUUAUCGAAAUUCUUAAUAAAAAAACAUUACAUGAAGAACUUUCAAUCGAACAACAUGAAGAACUUUCAAUCGAACAAAAAUUUAUUGAAAUUCUUAAUAAAAAAACAUUACAUGAAGGACUUUCAAUCGAACAAAAAUUUAACGAUAUUGUAAAUAUGAGAACUGAGUUUAUAAUGGCAGAAAUUCUGAAUGAUUUUGAAAUCCAAAGAAAAACAGAUCAUAAAAACGAUCAAUUAUGGAGAGAAACAAAUUUCGUAAAUAGCAAAAAAAGUCAAUUAAUUCAAAUUAUAACUAAUGAUGAAGAUAAAUUAAAAAGAUUAGAUACAGAAGUAGAAAAUGUUGUUGAUAAAUUAAAGAAAAAAAUUGAAGCUAAAAUAAAAUUGGAUUUUGAAAAGGAAAUAAAUUUUGAAUCCAGUAAAUCAAAACUAGAAAAACAAAUUAAUGAGCUGGAAGAAAAUGAUGAUUUCAAAAUGUUGCAUAAAAUAGUAGAUGAUUUAAUUAAAGAAAAUAGAGAUUUAGAAGAUUUUAAUUAUACAAAGUCUAAAUACAUAACAGAACUAAUCAAAGAAAUAAAUUUUAAAUUGAAAUGGAAAAACUUAAACAAAUAG